Messenger RNA from Chionomys nivalis (European snow vole), 704 nucleotides. It is a transcript of the gene Dnajc24, whose product is annotated as DnaJ heat shock protein family (Hsp40) member C24. The record is from RefSeq and is a predicted model, not a curated record. Gene Ontology annotation, molecular function: ferrous iron binding; ATPase activator activity. Lineage: Eukaryota; Metazoa; Chordata; Mammalia; Rodentia; Cricetidae. Gene Ontology annotation, biological process: positive regulation of ATP-dependent activity. The transcript is spliced from 5 exons. The coding region runs from base 126 to 572 and encodes 148 amino acids.
GAAACGCAUUCCCGCUGAACACAGACUUCCGGCGGAAAGGAAAGUGGGUUCCGACCUUCCGCGGAGUGGGCUCACGUUCUCGUGUGAAGCCUGCUUUUCUGAGAAGGCUCACUUCAAAGGCAGCGAUGGCUUUCGAGCAGACCCUCAAAAAGGACUGGUACAGCAUUCUGGGGGCAGACCCGUCUGCACAUGUGUCAGACCUAAAACAAAAGUAUCAGAAACUCAUAUUACUGUAUCAUCCAGAUAAACAAAGUGCAGAUGCGCCAGCAGGAACAAUGGAGGAAUGUAUGCAGAAGUUCAUUGAAAUUGAUCAAGCAUGGAAAAUUCUAGGGAAUGAAGAAACCAAAAAACUGUAUGACCUGCAGCGGCAUGAAGCUGAACUAAGAAGUAUGGGGCCAAUAGACACACAAGUCUACCUUGAAGAAAUGUCCUGGAACAAAGAUGAUGGGUCUUUCUCUCUGAGCUGCCGAUGUGGGGGAAAAUACACUGUCUCCAAGGAUGAAGUGGAAGAAGUGAACUUAAUUUCUUGUGAUACGUGUUCACUGAUUGUGGAACUCCUUCAUCAGCACUGAACUGUGUAUUCCUACAAUCCUUUAAGUCAGCAUGGUCCAGAGGCCACUUGGGCCUCAAGGAAACAGAUGCUUUUUUACUACAUGUAUAAAUUGCCAAGAUAAUAUAAGAUCUUCAAGCAAAAAGCACUUCAG